AUGAGCAAACCUCAAAAUGACAACAAAUAGCCUAAUUAAGGAGGUCACAGAUUUCCAAAUAAGGAGAAUAAAUACUAGUAUUAAAACAAGAACAGCGGUUCUAAUAAUAGCAACGGCAAUAAAUAAGCUAAGCAGCCUAUGAGUAGAUAGUAAAAAUACGGCAAAGAUAAGCCGAAAACAAAACUCGAAGGAAUAUAAUGUAGCUUGCUAGCAAAUUAUGCAAAUGAUAUAAUGGAUUAUUUACUCAAAAAGUAUUAUGAAUAGUUGAUACCGAUACUAAUGGGCGAAGAUCUAGUUAUUUAUUAUGACAUAACUGUUGAAGUGAAGAAAAAUCUCGAUGUUAAGUUAUCAAUGGUUCCUCCAACAAAAGAAAUAGUAGCUGAGUCAAUCCGAUAGGUUACAUCAGAGCAUUUAAACAAGUUCAUCAUACUUUUUGGGACAGUUGUUAGAACAGGGCAUGUUCACAGCAGAGAACUAUUCAAAAAGUUUUAGUGCAGACAGUGCAACUCAGAAUUUACUUGCGAAUCUGAUAUAACCGAGUUCAAUAGAUUCUAAUUGCCUUAAAGAUGUGAUGGAAAAGUCUAGACGAAAAUGAAUCCAUUCUUUAAAAUUGCGAAGACUCUUAUGAAUCAGAUUAAGUACAAGAACAAGAAAGGAGAAGUAGAAAUCAACACCUCUCAAAAUCAACCUAAUACCGAUUUAAAAACUUCUUAGUGUAAGAAUAAGGCUUUUUAGCCAGUUGAUGGGACUAGUGAGUUCUGUGAUUAUUAAGAAAUAAAGCUCUAGGAGCUAUUUAAAACUUUGAAACCGGGAUUAAUUCCCAGAUCAAUGGUGAUUAUUCUAUAAAAUACAUUAGUUGAGGUGUGUAAGCCAGGCGAUGAUGUUAUGAUUACUGGAAUACUCAUAUAAAGAUGGAAAAAUAUGCCUCCAGCUCCAGGCACUAGACCCUACAUAGAACUUGCUCUUGUAGCUAAUAAUGUUGAAGUUCUCAAUAAGAGAGAGUUUUCCAAAAGCAAUUAAAUAAAUAUGGAUACUCUAAAUGAGUUUAAGAGAUUUUGGAGAAAAUAUGAUCCAAUUGUUGGGAGAUAGAUACUACUAAGAAGUAUAUGUCCAAAUUUGUAUGAAAGAUAUGAUGUAAAACUUGGAUUACUUUUAACUUUAAUUGGAGGUGUUCCUUAAUAUUAAGAGAAAAACAAUUUCAAAGUCAGAGGUUAAAUCCAUAUGCUGAUGGUAGGAGAACCAGGUACUGGUAAAUCAUAAUUACUUUAAUGUGCAACUCAUCUAUCUUAGAGAUCUGUCUAGACAACUGGCAUAGGUACUACUUCAGCUGGAUUAACAGUAGCUUGCUUUAAGGAUGGCGCAGAAUAUAUUUUAGAAGCUGGUGCCCUAGUUUUGGCUGAUUGCGGGGUCUGCUGUAUUGACGAGUUUUCCUUGAUAAAGCCAGAGGAUAGAGCUAGUAUUCAUGAGGCUAUGGAAUAACAAAGUAUAAGUAUAGCUAAAGCAGGCAUAGUCUGCAAGAUUAACACCAGGACUACGAUAAUUGCAGCAACCAACCCAGGUAAAACUCAAAAAUGGGAUCCUAACUAUGAUUUGUAGCAGAAUACUGGAAUAAUGAGUUCUUUGCUUAGUAGAUUUGAUUUGAUAUUCAUCAUGCUUGAUGAGCAUUAAGCUGAAGAUGAUUUAUAAAAGGCUUCGUUUAUUCUAAAUAAAGCUUGCUUGCAUUAAGAAAAAGAUAGCCUUUCACAUUAAAUAUGGCCUUAAGAAAAACUCACUGAUUAUAUCAAUUUUGUAUAAAAGGUUUUUGAACCUGUUGUCACAGAAGAGGCUGAGAUUUUAUUAAAAGCGUAUUUUGCUUAUUUAAGAAUGAAUCCAAAGGUAAAUAAGGAUAGAAAAACAGUAAGAAUGCUAGAAAGUAUAAUAAGAAUGACUGAAGCUCAUGCGAGAUUAUUGAUGAAGAGUUAAGCGACUUGCUUUGACGCUAUUUGUGUAAUAAUUGUAAUGGAGCAUUCGUUAAUGACUAAUCUUUUUGGAAUGGAUGGUGUGCCUUCUGUAAUGAUUAAAUCAGUUGAGGCAUAUCAACUUAUUAAAAAUGAGCUAUGCUACAGACUUGGCCUAGAUACUGAGCGAUUUGGUGAGUAUGAUUAGUAAUUUGAACUUGAAAAGAAAUGUUAAACGCCUUCUCCAAUCAAGCGAAUAGAAGAUUCGCUAUUUAUCAAUAAUACUGCAACUAAUUUGGAUAUAAGUGCUUACGCUGGAAGUGAAUUUUCCUAUAUAUCAUAGGAUGAAUCCUCUUAGUUCUUUAGAACCAAUUCUUAAUUAUUCAAUAUAAAGGCAUCCCAGCAUCAAAAUAAGAGUGGAGUCCCUAAUAAUUUCAGUGUGAUUGGUAGAAAUAAUAUUCAAAUGCAACAACAAGUCAAUGAAAAUAGUAAUUUUAAAGAUACUCAAUUAUAAGAAGGUAAUUUGAGCAAAUGUGCUACGAAGUAUCUUGACACCACUAAUCCCAUAUUAGAAGAAAGGAGCAGUGAUAUGCUAUAACUGGAUGAAUUAGGAUCUGAUGAACUAAAUGAUUUACUUGAUGAAUAUUCUCAAUCAUUUCUUGUACAUGACAGUGAAAUCAUAAAGUAACUUGAAGAAUCAAAAUCUUAGUAAUCUCAUCUCUCCUCUUUGAAAUUAUCUGAGGAAUUAAAUUUACAAGAAUAAAGUUAAAAUCUGUAAUUAGAAGAAGAAGAAGAAAAAGCUGAUCUAAAUAUAGGUUAUCAAACCUAAGUAUAAGAUUAGCCCCAAUAGUUAUCUUCCUAAUAGAACAUAAAUUAAACAUUGACUUCUUCAUUAAAAACUAAUAUAAAGAAUAAACUACUAACUAAAUUCAAGCUAGAUUUUACAGAAUAACCUGAUUAGAAGCAAUAAAUUUUAAAUGAUAGCGCAAAGUUUAACGAAUAUUAGCACCUAAAGGAUAAAAAAUAUUCUUAAUAAAUUGCAAUCAAAGAAUUCUAAGAUGAGUACUCAUCAUAAUUGGAGAAAUUUGAGUUGGAAAAAAACUUGAUUGAUGAUGAUGGUUGGGGAUUUAAAAGUGCAAAUAAAUCUUAAAAUGAAUAUGCUAACGAAGAAGAUUAAGAAGAUAUGAAUGCUCAUAAUGAUUUUCUAUUCGAUUGA
Molecule: messenger RNA, 3153 nt
Organism: Stylonychia lemnae
Lineage: Eukaryota; Ciliophora; Spirotrichea; Sporadotrichida; Oxytrichidae
Source: the annotation of a GenBank genome assembly